AUGGCUCUAUCUCGAACAUCGUCAUCAUUGGAUGGUAGCACUAGCACCACAGUGAUUGCCAUUGAUAGAGACAAGAAUAGCCAAUAUGCUGUGAAAUGGGCAGUCGAUAACGUUUUGAGCAAAAGUUCCCAUUGCAUUCUCAUUCACGUUCGGAAUCAGAGCUUCCUUCCUCUUGAUUUUGAAGAGAUCCCUAAGGAAGGUCGGCCGCCAACUGAAGCUGAGUUGCAACAGUUGUUCCUUCCCUACCGUGGAUUCUGUGCUAGAAAAGGGAUUGAAGCAAAAGAGGUGAUCCUUCAUGAUAUCGAGGUUUCAAGCGCACUUAUUGAUUAUAUUUCUAACAACUCCAUCAGCAAUAUUGUUGUUGGUGCUUCCAACCGGAAUGCUCUUACAAGGAAAUUUAGAAAUGCAGAUGUGCCAUCUACCUUACUUAAAUCUGCACCAGGAUUCUGUGCAGUAUAUGUCAUAUCAAAAGGAAAAGUUCAGACUGCCCGUCAAGCAGGUCAACCUCAAACACCUACUGGUACAGCUAAUUUUAAUGCAGCUAAUUCCGGGCAACAUUCACAAAGGGGACUUCAUGUACCUAAUGUUCCUCCUAAUACCCAAGACCUUGAAGACAAAAACAGAACUUCUUUAAGUCAUGGGAGUCGGAGAAGUGUAGGCUCUGACAGAGCAUCUUUCGAUAGAAGCAGUGAUUCCUUGAUGAUGACACCAAACAGCCACUACAGGUCUAGCAGCAGGUCUGAUCCAACACUAUCAAUGGACAGUUUUGUAUCAGCGACUUCAUCUCAGAGAAACAGUGAUGUUUCGUGGUCAUUAAGCUGCCAAACAAACAACACAUCUGUUGAAGCUUUUGAUUCCUUUGUUAGCUCAGAUAGUCCUGGGAGCUCAGGAUCCUCACAAACCCCAAAAGGUCUGGAAGUCGAGAUGAAGAGAUUAAAGCAUGAACUGAUGCAAACCAUGGAAAUGUAUAACACAGCUUGCAGAGAAGCCAUUGUAGCCCAGAAAAGGGCAAGAGAACUUCAGCAAUUAAAGUCAGCAGAAGAACGUAAAUUAGAGCAAGCCAAGCUUGCUGAAGAGGCUGCAUUGACUUUGGCAGAAGUGGAGAAGCAAAAGUCAAAAGCCGCCACAGAAGCUGCCGAAAUGGCACAAAGGUUAGCAGAUAUGGAGGUACAGAGGAGAAUGAGUGCAGAACUGAGGGCCAGGCAGGAGUCAGAAGAGAGGAUGAAAGCAAUGGAUGCACUGGCACACGGCAUUUUUAAAUAUAGAAUAUAUACCAUCGAAGAAAUUGAAGCUGCAACUGAUGAUUUCAGAAAUUCACUGAAGAUUGGUGAAGGUGGAUAUGGACCUGUUUUUAAAGGUGUGCUUGAUCACACUGUUGUUGCCAUUAAGGUCUUGAGGCCAGACAUGCCACAGGGGCAGAAGCAAUUCCAACAAGAGGUUGAAGUUCUAAGUUGCAUCAGACACCCAAACAUGGUUCUCCUUCUAGGUGCCUGCCCAGAGUAUGGUUGCCUUGUGUAUGAGUACAUGGACAAUGGCAGCUUAGAAGACCGGAUCUUCAGGAAAGGCAACACUCCCCCAAUACCAUGGCAAAUUCGUUUCAAAAUAGCUGCUGAAAUUUCCACUGCCCUUCUUUUUCUUCACCAAACAAAGCCGGAGCCCCUGGUGCAUCGUGACCUCAAGCCAGCAAAUAUUCUCUUAACCCAAAAUUACCUGAGCAAGAUAAGUGAUGUAGGUUUAGCCCGGUUAGUUCCACCAUCUGUUGCUGAUAGUGUAACUCAAUAUCACAUGACUGCAGCAGCUGGUACAUUUUGUUACAUUGAUCCUGAAUAUCAACAAACAGGACUAUUGGGUGUAAAAUCAGAUAUAUAUUCACUUGGUGUAAUGCUGUUACAAAUUAUUACAGCUAAACCUCCAAUGGGGUUAUCCCACCAUGUUGAGGACGCCAUUGAGAAAGGAAGAUUUGCAGAGAUACUUGAUCCCACAGUGGAAGAUUGGCCUGUCCAAGAGGCUCUAUCACUUGCUAAACUUGCUCUAAAGUGCUGUGAGCUGAGGAAGAGAGAUAGGCCGGACCUUGGUAAAGUUAUUUUGCCAGAGCUAAACCGCUUAAGAGAUAUUGGUUUGGUUCAUCUGUCCAGUAACAGAGAUACCAUUUUCUAUGGACCAAGCUCUCAUUAUUCAGUCCCAGAAGUUGUACCAACUGUGAGUGAGGAUGAAUAUAGCGAUCCUAGCAUUGAAACUAACAUCCAACAUAGAUCAAUAUGA
This is a messenger RNA of Quercus robur (English oak), 2262 nucleotides long. Its product is annotated as U-box domain-containing protein 52-like. The transcript is spliced from 9 exons. Gene Ontology annotation, molecular function: protein kinase activity; ATP binding. Bases 1 to 2262 code for a protein of 753 amino acids. The record is from RefSeq and is a predicted model, not a curated record. NCBI's taxonomy places the organism in Eukaryota, Viridiplantae, Streptophyta, Magnoliopsida, Fagales, Fagaceae. Gene Ontology annotation, biological process: protein phosphorylation.